Molecule: messenger RNA, 499 nt
Organism: Coccinella septempunctata (seven-spotted ladybird)
Lineage: Eukaryota; Metazoa; Arthropoda; Insecta; Coleoptera; Coccinellidae
Exons: 3
Coding region: 149-484 (111 amino acids)
Source: RefSeq, a predicted model, not a curated record
UUAGUAAGGGAAAUUCAAAUAUUGAAAGAUGAUAUAAGGCAUCUUUUGAGAUUACAUGUAGAUAAGGAAAAUGUAGAGAUAGAAAUGGAUAAGAAUACCAUCCAAAUAAAAAGGUAUGAGGACCUGAAGAAAUUUGAUGCUGAAUUAAAUGAUCUGGAAUAUUUCAAAAAAAUGUUUGUCCAAAUUUGGCCUCACCGGAGGAAAGGACGUAGCAGAGACAACACGCAAAAUAAUCAAACUUAUAAUAGGCCAUGAAUUAGCAAUUUCCCUGAAUUGGUCAGGUAGGAAUAAUAAAAAUGGAUUAGAACCAAUGGCGAAUAUUGUUAAGCUUAUUCACGGAUCUGUAAGGAGAAAUCCUAUUACAAAAAAUGCCACUGAUAUGGAAAUGAAUCAUGUGAUAAUGAAUUGGCUUCGCAAUGCCAGUGACAGAGCAGGAGGUAGAUUGAGAAGAGCGGAGGAAAAAGAAGCAGGCAAUAAUGAGUAGUGCAUAAAUAUAUAC